This is a messenger RNA of Drosophila rhopaloa, 823 nucleotides long. RefSeq lists its product as uncharacterized. NCBI's taxonomy places the organism in Eukaryota, Metazoa, Arthropoda, Insecta, Diptera, Drosophilidae. The record is from RefSeq and is a predicted model, not a curated record. The coding region runs from base 159 to 752 and encodes 197 amino acids. The transcript has 3 exons.
CUGACAUUGUCUGACAAACAGAUUGCUUGUAAAUUGUUAGAUGUCGAUGACAUUAUAUAAAGAAGCAUGUUAUGUUAUAAUCAAUAAUUAGAAAAUAAUCCCACACGAUUCGGAAACGGCUAUAAAGGCUCUGAUACCACAUUGUUAGGGGUGACUUCAUGAUGAAAACUCUGAUGUUGCUCUUUCUUGGCGUGACCAGUUCCUGGGCCGCGGACUACGAAUUUCUGCUCGAGGAUCCGGACAUCCUUUCGCCGUGCACUGACGGUCCGCCCGGCGCUAUCGACGCCCGAGAGGCAGUCGAUUUUGAACAUAUUGUGAUCAAUGCUGAAGCUGAUAUACUCCACGUUUCCGGCAACGCCACCGUCAAUUGGAAUGUGCACCCCACCGACCGUAUUACAGCAAAGCUUGAACUUUUACACUUCAACCGCGGCAGCUGGGAGCCCACUGUUUUUACAAUGAACGCGAAGGACUUCUGCUCCAUCAUGUACGAUAAGAACCAGUACUGGUAUAAGUAUUGGACUACCUAUAUUAUCAAUCGCGAUGAGGUUGAGGAGAAGUGCAUCAAAGGGCCUGGUGUCGUGUUGGUACAUGAACCCUUCGAUGUAAGGCUUAAAUUUAUGAAUCUAUAUGGUCCAACUCUUCGAGGACGUUAUAAAAUGGUAAUAACGUUUCACGCACUCGACGAUUUCAACGUGCCGCGCCCAAAACCUAUUUGUGUAGAGAUCAGAGGGGAGUUCCUAAAGUUGAAAUAGUGGAAUAAAAAACAGAAACUGUUAAUAAAUAAAUUAUUGGAAUUUUGAAUAAAGAUUCACUAAAAAAAGAA